Molecule: messenger RNA, 3149 nt
Organism: Seminavis robusta
Lineage: Eukaryota; Bacillariophyta; Bacillariophyceae; Naviculales; Naviculaceae
Source: the annotation of a GenBank genome assembly
AUCUUCUUUUCUAACAGCUCUGCUGCUUUUCAGUGGAUCAAUCCACGAGAUCACCUCAUUUCUGUUUUGAAGGGCGGCCUGAUCAUUGCAUUGUCCUUGGAAUGGAGACAAGAAGAUGUCAUCAUUGUCGGCGUCGUCGGCACCUUCAGGAUCAGCAGAGCCAUUGAUUCGAGUGUUGCCCAAGGAUGUGGUGGAUCGUAUAGCGGCAGGAGAAGUUGUCCAACGUCCAGCCAAUGCGCUAAAGGAACUUCUCGAAAACUGUCUCGAUGCGGGUGCUACCAAGGUUUUGGUCACUGUCGACAAGAAAUCUGGCGGUGCUGGGAAGCAAAUGUUGGACUUUUCAAUCUCCGACAAUGGUCAUGGCAUUGGUAAAGCUGACCUUGAAGUGGCUGCUACUCGAUUUGCGACUUCCAAAUUGACCAAUGUCGACGAUUUUAAAACACUGUCCAGUUUUGGAUUUCGAGGGGAAGCUUUGGCCAGCAUUUCCAUGGUCAGUCACUUGACCAUUACCAGCAAGACGAACCAAUCUGGUGUAGUGGCACAUGAAUGUCAGUAUCUGGAUGGCCGACCGCAACCGGGACACCCAAAGCAAUGCGCGAGAACUGUUGGGACGACAGUCAAGGUACAAGAUUUGUUUUAUAACGUACCACAUCGUCUCAGGGCUCUCAAGCCCAAAGAUGAAUACACAAGAAUGCUCAACAUGAUGCAGCCGUAUGCUGUACACGUGGCGAGACGAGGCGUGGGGAUCGUUGUGCAGCACCAGCAAGCAAAGGGAAAAACCAGCAAAACAGUAGUGGAUCUCAAUACCUCCAAUCUAUCCAAACUGACGGCACUCACUCGCAUGGACGCCACGGAACGAGAUUCGACAGGCCCAUUCUUGUCACCAAUCCAACAAGAAGCCACAAAGCAGGUCAUCAAGACUCUCUAUGGAAGCUGUUGGGGGCAAAACUUGCUGUACUUUCAAUCCAAAAGUUGUCAAGAAGACGAGGAGGAUCAAUCAUCGUCAUCAUCCAAAUCCAUGAGUUACACUUGUGAAGGAUUCUUGGCGUCUCCCAGUCUUGCAGCCGACGGCAAAGUCCAAUUGCAGACCAAAAAUGCGAUUUCCAAUCUCUUUGUCAACAAUCGAUACGUGGAGUGUCCGGCUUUGAAGAGACGUCUGGAAGACACCUAUGCCACGUUGACCUCUUGGAAGAAGCCACCCUUUAUCUAUCUAACCAUUCAGGUGCCACCAAACCAUGUCGACGUAAAUGUGCAUCCGACCAAAACACAGGUUGCAUUGCUAUUCUUAGAGGAGAUUGUGACCGACGUGGCAGCCAAAGUCCAUGAGUUGCUCAAUGCACAAGGACAAACCUUUGGCGAACGACACAGCAAGAAGGUUGCCAUGCCGGAAAAUCCAUACAAGAAAAAGGGACCAGCAAGGCAAGCUUCCCAGCAAUCCACUACUAGUGGCAACAAUGCCUCUUCCAAUGGAAGCAAGAAGCGCAAGCAAGACAUUGAUGAUGACUACCAGGAGAAAACAGAUACCGGUAACACCGCCAAAAAGACAAAACAGCAUUCUAGCAGUACGAAUGACAACAAUAGUAAAAGCAGCCAAACACCCCAACAAUCAUCGCAAACUCGAAGGAACUCUUCCUCGUCGUCAAUGACCCAGCCCAGAAUAUAUUCACACAACAAAAUCAGAACCAGCAAGGCAGCUCCCGCCGGUGCCCUGGAGCCAUUUUUAGUUCGCAAUGUCAAACCUGCGGCCGUGAGCGGCACCCCAUCCACGGCUGCAUCCACACCGCCCCCUUCCAGCUUGUCGUCCCAAUACUCUACUACAACGAGUACUAGCAAUUCUAUCGGGGAAAGCUCACAAGUGACGCAACAAACUCCCCAAGACCCAAGCUUGCACAGAGGUACAUGCCCCUUUGCAUCGGGUUCUUCAUCCGUUGACAUGUCUCAACCAGGAGCCUUUGCUCGGGCGUCGCAACAAUGCACUUGCAGGGCAGAGAAAAUGCAAGAGGAAAUGGCAUCGCAGUCACAGCCGCCGUCGGUCUAUCUUACACCACAACAGCAAGUAGUCCGCCCCACCGUUGUGGUUCCGACCAAAUGCGAUCUGGGUUCGGUUCGAAAGCUCCGACGCCAGGUGCAAAAAAGAAUGGAUGCGGACUUGCAAAAGAAACUACGAAAAAGCAUGUUUGUUGGCGUCGUCUCGCAGCAUAGAUCGCUGGUGCAAUGCCAAGAAGAAUUGUGCCUCUUACAUCACAGCAACUUGUCGCAAGCGUUGUUCUAUCAAUUGGCACUGGCUCACUUUGGAGGCAACCGCAUUGCCACCUUCGGUCGCCCUGUCCAUGUUCAGACAGCGAUCGAACAAGUGCUCCAGAUGGAAGAAGAUCUUCAAGAUCAAAAACUGGGGCUCACUUCUGAAAAGAAGAGCUCUGCGAAAUGCAUUGGUCUUUCUGGCCUUGAAGCGGUGAAUGAAACAAAUGAAGUUAUGGCAAAGCAAGCUACUCAAUGCUUGUGGGACAAUGCUGCCAUGCUGGAAGAGUACUUUGGUAUUCGCUUCGAAUUGGACAAGAACGGUGAGAAACAACCACAAAAGGAAAGAGAGUCCUCCGAAACAGCACAGAAGGUGCUGCUAAUGGGGCUACCCAUCCUUUUGGAGGGCCAUGCACCUCAACCACAUGGCUUGCCGCUGUUCCUAUUACGACUUGCUACGGAAGUUGAUUGGGGGCACGAACGGCACUGCUUUGACGGGGUUUGCCGCGAACUAGGAAACUACUAUGCUCUAUUGCCUUCUUUCACUGAUGGUGAAAAUGACAACCUUCUGAAGGCCCAGGUGCAGCAUGCGCUCUUUCCUGCGCUCUCCUUUCUUCUGAUGCCUUCUCAGCAGUGUCAGGAUGAUGUCAAGCCGUUGACAUGUCUGCCGAACCUGUACAAGGUGUUUGAGAGGUGCUAGCAUUACUAUGUUCGUGAGGCGAGGAAGACAAUGGAAUGGCGCCGUGAGAUCCGCUUGACGCAAUCAAGGCCAACCAAACAGACACAGUAAAUAGCCAGAUAUGCAACAUCUCCGCCCCUCUUCAGGUCCUUGCACAAGGCAACAUCAGAUUGAAUGAUAUCAUUAUAACUUCUAGUUAUUGCAAUCUUAUAAACUUUCCCGGUUUUGCUCU